Molecule: messenger RNA, 1520 nt
Organism: Penaeus indicus
Lineage: Eukaryota; Metazoa; Arthropoda; Malacostraca; Decapoda; Penaeidae
Product: cytochrome P450 6k1-like
Exons: 6
Coding region: 102-1505 (467 amino acids)
Molecular function (GO): iron ion binding; heme binding; monooxygenase activity
Source: RefSeq, a predicted model, not a curated record
UGAAAUGUUCGAUUUGAGUUCAUUUUACACCAGUAGGUCGAUUAAAGUAAUACAAGAGGUAGCACAGUCUAAACUUUGGCACAAUUAACAAAUAGUAAAGCAUGAUCACGUGGGCGCUGCUGGCGGUGCUGGUGGUGACGGCGCUGCUGUACUCCCGAUGGCGUCACAGCUACUGGUCCUCGAGGGGCGUGCCCACAGCACCCGGCUCCAUCCCCUUCUUUGGUCACAUGUUCAGUUUUCUCUCCAGGAGCAAGUAUCGGUGGCUGGUUGUUGACGAGAUGUACCAUAAUCAUAGAGGCUCAUUGUUCUGUGGCAUGUAUAUGCUACUCCGGCCAGAUCUUCUGCUUGGUGAUCCUGACUUGCUAAAGGGUGUUCUGAUUAAGGAUUUCGACCAUUUCACUGAUCGGCGGUCUUUUAAGUCAACCAAUCCCAAAGAUAAAGUUGUUAACGAAAUGUUAACCGCAACCACAGGUGAACACUGGAAGGGCAUUCGGUCAGUUCUGUCUACUAGUUUCACGUCAGGGCGGAUGAAGGGCAUGUUCCCUUUAAUAGAAGCCAAAGCCCAGGGUUUAAUUGAUUACCUCUACAGACAGCUGAAAAAGGACCCAGUAGUGCGCAUGAAGCACACCUUUGGUAUGUACACGAUGGAGGUCAUAUCAUCAUGUGCCUUUGGCUUGGAGACAAAUUCAUUUGCAGGAGACGAUAGCAUCUUUGCCAAAAAAGCCAUAGAACUGUUUGCAAUUAAGCCUCUGAGGCAUGUGCAAUUAUUGCUCCUUUUUACGUUUCCCAAGCUUGGAAGACUUCUAAAUAUUCAGUUAGCACAUGAAAACAUGGAAUUUUUCACUGACGUUGUAAUUGAGACAAUGAAGCAGAGAAAGGCAGGUGCGAAGAGAGGAGACUUCUUAGACAUAAUGCUGGAGACCAGAGAAGAUCAAGAUCAAAGUACUGACAAAAAGAAACCCAAGUAUCCUUUGAGUGACGACACUAUCAUAGCAUCUUCAGUCCUCUUCAUAAUUGCCGGGUACGACACCACAGCCAACACCCUCGGCAUUGCAUCCUUCCUCUUAGCUAAACACACCAAGGAGCAGGAACUUCUUCGCGAAGAGCUGAGGAAUCUGAUUGCAGAGCACGGGUCUCUCACUUACCAGGCGAUUAUGGAGGCCAAGUACCUGGAUGGCUGUGUAUCAGAGACCUUGAGAAUUUACCCGCCUGUUCCUAUAAAUACGAGAAGUUGCACUAUGGACUAUAACCUUCCAGGAACAGACCUUCUCAUCCACAAAGGACAAACGAUAUUUAUCCCUGUCUGGAGCCUCCACCACGAUCAGAAGUACUGGCCAGAACCUGAGAAGUUCGACCCAACGCGCUUCUUCCCUGAGAAUAAGGACAGGAUUGUGAGUGGGACUUACCUUCCCUUUGGCCUCGGUCCCAGAAAUUGCAUAGGUAAGGAAUCUUUAAAGCCACUGUGCGGAGCUUUAUGUGAAAUACUGUCAACCAUAUCUCAUUAAGUCUUUUAUUCAAAA